GUGUAAGAUUACCAAACAUCUGCAUCUCUGAUUUCCAAACAAAACGUCUGAACUAGAAAAUAAGGAAGACGCUGAAGAGACAGCUACAGAGACCCCAGAGGAGGUUGAGGACCUCUUGGCUUUAUGGAAAUUUAUGCAAGCACUCCUUCCAGAGGGUGCCGUCACCCCGCUGCAGGGUACCAGGAUCAAAACCAAGUGUCAGAAGAUGGAGACCUCACAGGAGGAGAUUGUGGCCAUGAAUAAUCUGUACCAGAUUGCUGAUGACAUGGAGUUCUCCAGUACAGCCUUCCCAUACAGCGGUAUCUUCAAUGCAUGGGAAACUAACGAGGUCAUCCAAGAGGAGCUGUUCCGUAACAUAGGAUUGGCUCUAGCCGUGGUGCUGAUGAUUGGGCUGCUGCUAUUGGCCAAUCUCGCCACCUGCUUCUGGGUCUUCAUUUGUGUUACCUUCACCUUGAUAGAUGUGAUGGGAAUGAUGUACUUCUGGGGUCUGGAGAUCAACAUAAUUUCUGCCAUUCUGGUGAUUGUGGCCCUUGGACUGAGUGUGGACUAUGCUGCACAUCUGGGAGUGAUGUUUCUGACUCUGCCUGGUACCAAACAAGAACGUGCCUCCAAAAGUUUGGGUGCCAUUGGCCCUGCAGUGUUCAAUGAGCAUAUCAUUACCACCAGAAAGGGGAGCACCUCCUACCAGAUCAGUGUACCAUCACACCUUCCAUCCACCCAAGUGGACCCAUCCACCAAUAACUCGUACUCAGCAGGCAUACCAAUGCCAGACUAUGAUGAAGCCCCGCCCAUGCCACCAACAGCUGGGGAGAGUAUUGUGCCAAUGACAUCACGCAUAACGGGGCAGUCAGAGAAUACUAAGAUCUCUUUGGAGAUCAAGAUUACCAAAAAGUGA
Molecule: messenger RNA, 895 nt
Organism: Branchiostoma floridae (Florida lancelet)
Lineage: Eukaryota; Metazoa; Chordata; Leptocardii; Amphioxiformes; Branchiostomatidae
Product: protein dispatched homolog 1-like
Exons: 6
Coding region: 134-895 (253 amino acids)
Cellular component (GO): membrane
Source: RefSeq, a predicted model, not a curated record